AUCCAGAAGAUUGAUGGCAGCAGCAUUCCAUUUCUUUGCUUUACUUAGGCAUUGCGCUUCAUAAGAGAACAUACCUACCUGCCCAUAUGAAAACCAUCUCCAUACCUAGAAAGAAUCAUCACUUCAAUCUCCAGGAACUCAACUCGAGGGAGGAUUCUUCUUCUACUUAUACCUUCUUAAACACGGCCAAAAGUUCCAUGGAACGAUUAGUUGCGAUAAGGACCCGAGUAUAUUUUUGCAUAUCACUUUAACGUAGGAAGGACAGAGAUAAGAAACAACUCUGCUUACAGCUUCAAAAAGGUCAAUGGUCUAGGGUAGCAUUCCCUCAGAAUUGGCAGCGAGAAAGGAUAGGUCCGCGCGUGUGUUCUCCGUAAAUACUUAUCGGAUCGGAUAAGCCUUGUCUACCGGCUACUAGGGACCCGCAGCGCACCACCCAUCAACGGAUUUGAUACGGAUAACGUCGAGGGGAUAAGCUGAGGAUCGUGCCCCUCUCUCGCGCUGGAUGGCUGACGUACGGGAUGCGGGUCGCAUUGAUGGAGGAUCGUCGUCCUCGUUGAAUAAUGUCAAGAUCAAACCGGAGAGUAAUGUGACGACUGAUCGGGAGAGCUCGACGUCGAAUAAAAGAUCGAGGAGUAGCAGAGAUGCCGCUGCGAUUAAGAGAAGGUGUGUUUCAACAGCUUGUGUCGCAUGUAGGAAGCGCAAAUCCAAAUGCGAUGGAAACACACCAAGUUGCGCAGCUUGCUCAAGUGUAUAUGGGACUGAAUGUGUAUACGAUCCCUUAUCAGACCAUAGAAGAAAAGGCGUAUAUAAAGAAAAGAUCGAUAGUCUGAAGACUCGCAAUUCUACUCUACAAACAUUGAUACAAGCGAUAUUGAAUGCCGCCGAAGAAGAUGUGCCAAAUCUGGUCCGCCAAAUUCGGACGUGUGAAAGUCUCGAUGAUGUAGCAGAAAACAUUCUGAAACAAGAUCAAGCCUUCGAAGACGAUGAUGAUGAUAUGGACGAUAACAUGGCAUGUACGUCAUCUAGUUUGCCGACUUUCGAGACCCAAUUAUCGGGGAAGAUGGGUGAAUUGAGGUUAGAAAAUGGUUCGGUAAGGUUCUUGGGAGGCACCUCGAAUUUAAUUUAUCUCGAUGCAGCGAGUGUUGAACAUGGGGACGCUUUGGAAACGACUCAACAAGAUGAACCUCUCCUGUCAUGGACUACAGUUACAAGUGAUACAGAGGUCAUCGUCCAUUUGAUUAAUAUGUAUUUUACAUGGCAUUAUCCAUAUUUUACGACAUUGAGUAAAACGCUGUUUUACAAAGACUUCCUUUUGGGAAAACCUCCAGUGACUCCAAAAAGAACAAUGUACUGUUCAUCAUUAUUGGUUAAUGCUAUGCUGGCUCUGGGGUGUCAUUUUACAAACUCUCCCCAAGCCUGUGCAGAUCCAGGUGACACCGCUACUAAAGGUGAUCAUUAUUUCGCGGAAGCGAAAAGACUAUUCAUUGAGAAUGAAGAGUUUGAGAAACCGAGAUUGACUACCAUACAAGCUCUCUGUUUGAUGUCAGUUCGUGAGGCAGGUGCAGGCCGAGAAGGAAAAGGUUGGGUCUACUCUGGAAUGGCAUUCCGAAUGGCUCAAGAUAUGGGACUCAACCUGGAUUCCGGAAUCAACAAAAACAGCCCAAAGGAAUUUCCCGUUGAUGAAGAUGAAAUCGAUGUUAGAAGAGUCACAUUUUGGGGCUGCUUUCUCUUCGACAAAUGUUUUUCGAAUUACUUAGGAAGACUUCCUCUGUUAUCGGUGACUGACAUCACCGUCCCAAAAUAUGACGUUAAGAAAUUCGAUGACGAUGAGAUCUGGUCACCUUACACAGAUAAUGGAAUUGGUCAAUUACACUCCCAACCAUCAAGGACAAGAGCUGUAGCUUUACAGAUUUCGAGUCUUUGUGAGAUUAGUAGUGAUCUUCUCACAUUUUUUUACCAUCCACAAAAUGUUGAAAGGGGUGUUGGAAGAUCACAGGAGCUAAAGAAGCUUAGCGAAUUACAAACAAGACUCGAGGCUUGGAAAAGAGAUUUACCUAAGGAAUUUGAACCAAAGGAAGGACAAUUACCCAACGUCCUUCUUAUGCACAUGUUUUUCCAUCUUUUAUACAUCCAUCUAUUUCGGCCGUUCCUCAAGUACAAUCCAAGUACAUCGCCUUUACCGACACAUGUAUCUCCUCGAAAACUUUGCACACAAGCUGCUGGGUCGAUAUCCAAGUUAAUGCGUCUUUACAAGCGUAUAUAUGGACUUCGUCAAAUCUGCAAUAUUGCAGUUUAUAUUGUUCACUCUGCUUGUACAAUUCAUCUUCUGAAUCUUCCAGAAAAGACAGCGAAGAGAGAUAUAUUUCACGGUGUGAAACAUCUCGAGGAAAUUGCCGAUGAUUGGCUCUGUGCACGCCGCACUCUUUCAAUUCUCUCUGUUCUGGCUCGAAAAUGGAAUAUCGAUCUUCCUACAGAAGCGUCUGCUGUAUUCUCUCGUACUGAUAGCAGGUUUGGGUAUUUCUCGACAGCCGAUGUUCCAUCGCCGAAAGCAGAAAUAAUAGCGACUACACCAUCAUCAUCAUCAUCACCUACUCAUUUCCAGACUCCUGUGCAUUCUCAACCGCUCCUUGCAAGAAGUCAAACCCAGUUACAACAGAGUUUGUACAGCUAUCCUCUCGAUUCAGAAGUUCCACUCACGCAGAAUUUGAUAAGCGAUCUAUCAGUGCAGUCUUCGCUGCCCAGACUCCAAAAUGUUGUCUCGCCACCAUCUGAUCAUACAGAUUCCAUCUCAUAUUCUACGACAACAAAUCCCCUUCAUAUGUCACCUGUCUCUGCGUAUCCCCUCUCUCGUACAAUUUACACCAACCCGGCUCAAUCUUUCGCUCCUAGUAUCGCAAAUGCUACUUCUACGGCUAAUAAUAGCUCAUUGACUAGUGGGAAUAGAAGUGCAAAUAGAAAUGUUAGCCCUAGUACACUGUUCGGUGGGGUAGAGCAGUUAGUUCAAAGCCAGGAUUGGUGGUUGCGAGAUCAAGCGAGCUUGGUAGUUGGGUUUGAGAAUUGGAUGGGUGGAGGUGUUGGUAUCGGUACGGGGCAUAGUCAUAGCUUGAGUGGUGAUCUAGGUACCGGGACUGGCAACCCAUUUUAUGAUAAUGGCAACCCCAAUCCUGGGAACGGAGGUGGUAAUACAGGUGCAGGGGGUGGUGGGGGCGCUAAUAGAGGGUUUAGGGAUGACGACUGGUUCUCAUAGUUGCUAUGGGUGUUUUGAUAUAAUACGACAUGAUAUAAUACGAUGAUACUUGGAUGGAGUUGAGAAGGGAUUCUGUUGGGCUUAGACGGGAGGGUUAGGGUUAUGAUGAUCAAUGAUCAAGGUCGGGGCGGAAACAGGAGCCUGGCAUGAGUUCAGCUUGGGAGUUUUUUGGGAUACCUGUGUUCUUGUCACAGUGGAAUAUUUUGACUUUAAUAAGAUGAGAAUUGUAUGUACCAAUGAUUCAUUAUAUAUAGAUAUGUUUUCGGGAUGAUAUGGUAUGGCUUGGAAAAGAUGGAGCUUGUUAGUACAGAUAACGUAUCUGGAGUAGAAAAUAACAUUUCGUAUUCCAU
Botrytis byssoidea is the source of this 3597-nucleotide messenger RNA. RefSeq lists its product as uncharacterized. Gene Ontology annotation, molecular function: DNA-binding transcription factor activity, RNA polymerase II-specific; zinc ion binding; DNA binding. Lineage: Eukaryota; Fungi; Ascomycota; Leotiomycetes; Helotiales; Sclerotiniaceae. Gene Ontology annotation, biological process: DNA-templated transcription; regulation of DNA-templated transcription. The record is from RefSeq and is a predicted model, not a curated record. The transcript has 8 exons. The coding region runs from base 503 to 3247 and encodes 914 amino acids.